This is a messenger RNA of Bactrocera dorsalis (oriental fruit fly), 923 nucleotides long. RefSeq lists its product as uncharacterized. The transcript has 5 exons. The coding region runs from base 118 to 810 and encodes 230 amino acids. Lineage: Eukaryota; Metazoa; Arthropoda; Insecta; Diptera; Tephritidae. The record is from RefSeq and is a predicted model, not a curated record.
AAUUUUACACCACCUCUUUUAUGACUUUGCACACUAGUUGUAUGUUUAUUCUGCUGUUUAUCAAAUCUGUUCAACUUAGAAUUUCACUAAUUUAUAUAUAUUUUUCUUUUUAAAAUAAUGCAUCGUUGGAGCAAUAUGAUGGAGCCGAAUGAUAUUUUUAAUGUGACGCCACCAUCAACUUCCACUCCUAAGGGCUUAAAAAGGAAAAAAGUGCAACUAUCGCAUAAUUUUUACGCUAGCUCUUCAAGUCAAGUACUCACUCCGCACAGCCAAAACAUGUUUUGCUCUGAAGAAACUGCAACUGCUUCCGAGGGCUUAGAUGCAAACAAAGAUAUAAUGGCCAAGUUAGAUUUAAUUUUGGAAAAGCAAUUGAACUUGGAAAGUCGCCUGGACAAAUUGGAAGAAAACAUAAUUAAUAAAACUGAUGUCAUGGCCCACCACAAAAUCGUGCGAGAGACGAAAGUCCUACUAAAAAAGGUGCAGCAGACAGUGUGCCGCAUCUCGGGAGAAAGUUGCGAAGACUUUCACACCGAACUGGCAGUUCUUAUGCCAAUGCAGACCUUGAAUGCGGUCUUUGAUUUGGAGGAGAAGAUAUUAGAAAAAAAUUAUGAAGAUGCAGUUAUGUCUUUGCAGAUAACAUAUCUUUUCACUUUAAAGGGCACUUCUGGGGAUAUUGGCGAAGUUAUGAAGCGAGUUUUUGGCGACGAAGUCCUCAGUUUGUUCAAUUGGGAUGGGAGGUGCGGGAAGAAAUCGCUUUCAAAAUUAAAAAUAGUUAGCGUGGCUCUAUUUGGUAAUUCAUACUAUUGUUAACUUUAUUUACCAAGUUUUCUGUUAUUAUGUUUUAUUUGUUUCAGAAAUUUUCAAACUGCAUGAACGCAUCGACUUCGAAAGGGAAGUCCGAAAGAGCGUUGAGCAAAGCCACA